UCCUCCAGCCAGUUUGUGCAGCGGCCCCAGCCCACCACCACCCUCUACAACCAUGUCUUCCAGGUCCGUGUCCUCGUCCUCCUACCACAGGAUGUUCGGUGGUCAGGGCAUCGCCAGCCGGCCGAGCUCCAGUCGGAGCUACGUGUCCACGUCCACCCGCACCUACAGCCUGGGCAGCGCUCUGCGCCCCAACACCAGCCGCAGCCUCUACACCUCGUCCCCGGGCGGCGUGUACGCCACGCGCUCCUCCGCGGUGCGCCUGCGGAGCAGCGGGCCCAGCGUGCGGCUGCUGCAGGACUCGGUGGAUUUCUCGCUGGCCGACGCCAUCAACACCGAGUUCAAGAACACUCGCACCAACGAGAAAGUGGAGCUGCAGGAACUGAAUGACCGAUUCGCCAACUACAUCGACAAGGUGCGCUUCUUGGAGCAGCAGAACAAGAUCCUGCUGGCCGAGCUCGAGCAGCUCAAGGGCCAGGGCAAGUCGCGCCUGGGGGACCUCUACGAGGAGGAGAUGCGGGAGCUGCGCAGGCAGGUGGAUCAGCUCACCAACGACAAGGCCCGCGUGGAGGUGGAGCGCUAUAACCUGGCCGAGGACAUCAUGAGGCUUCGGGAGAAAUUGCAGGAGGAGAUGCUUCAGAGAGAGGAAGCCGAAAGCACUCUGCAAUCUUUCAGACAGGAUGUUGACAAUGCUUCUUUGGCACGUCUUGACCUGGAGCGCAAAGUGGAGUCCUUGCAAGAAGAGAUUGCCUUUUUGAAGAAACUACACGAAGAGGAAAUUCAGGAGCUGCAGGCCCAGAUUCAGAAUGACCAAAUCGAUAUGGAUGUUUCCAAUCCUGCACUCACGGCUGCCCUGCGGGAUGUCCGUCAGCAGUAUGAAAGUGUGGCUGCCAAGAACCUUCAGGAGGCAGAAGAAUGGUACAAGUCCAAGUUUGCUGACCUCUCAGAAGCUGCUAACCGCAACAACGAUGCCCUGCGCCAGGCGAAGCAGGAGUCCAAUGAGUACCGGCGGCAGGUGCAGUCCCUCACCUGUGAAGUGGACGCGCUUAAAGGAACUAAUGAAUCUCUGGAACGCCAGAUGCGUGAAAUGGAAGAGAACUUUGCUGUCGAAGCUGCUAACUACCAAGACACCACUGGCCACCUGCAGGAUGAGAUUCAGAACAUGAAGGAAGAAAUGGCUCGCCACCUUCGUGAAUACCAAGACCUGCUCAAUGUUAAGAUGGCUCUUGACAUUGAGAUUGCCACCUACAGGAAGCUGCUGGAAGGCGAGGAGAGCAGGAUUUCUCUGCCUCUUCCAAACUUCUCCUCCCUGAAUCUGAGGGAAACUAAUCUGGAUUCACUCCCUCUGGUUGACACCCACUCAAAAAGAACACUUCUGAUUAAGACGGUUGAAACUAGAGAUGGACAGGUUAUCAAUGAAACUUCUCAGCACCACGACGAUCUUGAAUGAAAACUGCACACAUGCGUGCAGCAAUAUAUUACCAGCAAGAAUAAAAACGAAAUUCAUAUCUUAAGGAAACAGCUUUUAAGUGCCUUUCUGCAGUUUUUCAGGAGCGCAAGAUAGAUUUGAAAUAGGAAUAAGCUUAGUUCUUAACAACAGACACUCCUAAGAGAUUUAGAAAAAAAAAAGUUUACAUCAUAAUCUAGUUUACAAAGAAGUCUUGUGCUAGAAUACUUUUUAAAAAGUAUUUUUUGAAUACCAUUAAAACUGCUUUUUUCCAGCAAGUAUC
Molecule: messenger RNA, 1727 nt
Organism: Tupaia belangeri chinensis (Chinese tree shrew)
Lineage: Eukaryota; Metazoa; Chordata; Mammalia; Scandentia; Tupaiidae
Gene: VIM
Product: vimentin
Exons: 9
Coding region: 53-1447 (464 amino acids)
Biological process (GO): intermediate filament organization
Cellular component (GO): plasma membrane; intermediate filament; cytoplasm
Molecular function (GO): structural constituent of cytoskeleton
Source: RefSeq, a predicted model, not a curated record